Arctia plantaginis is the source of this 981-nucleotide messenger RNA. The record is from the annotation of a GenBank genome assembly. NCBI's taxonomy places the organism in Eukaryota, Metazoa, Arthropoda, Insecta, Lepidoptera, Erebidae.
AUGCAAAUGAAGCACACGCAACUUCAACACGCUACCGACGCUCGCCGCCUCAUACAAACGGCACAAGCUUUUUACGAGGAACGAGACACCAACAAAUGUUUGGAAAGCGCUGAAUUUGGAAUGGAACAAAUUGCCAGAAAACCGAUUUCUUUAUUACCAGGAAAAGAUAAAUACUUACAAGAAUUACAUUUCAUAGUUGCAAACGCGUUUCUAGAUCAGAAACGUGUCCGUGAUAGCAUGAGUGAGUCAGAUCGCGAACGCAGGGCAUUUAUACUCCUCGGUAUGCCAAUAUCUCGUGUGCCCAGCCGUGACUCUGUGCUCCGCGUACGACCCCCAGCACCGCCCCGAGAUUUUAAAAUUCGUAUUCGCAACCUGGAACGCUCCUUAACUAUGAGCACCAAACGGUCAGAAAGAUGCUACGUUUUGCACGAGCUAGCUCGAUUACAUGUUGAGACUAAGCAAGCUAUGAAGGCUCGUUAUUACGCCCACAAGUGUCAAAAUGAAGCCAAAGCGGCCAAUCUACAAGCAUGGCUCUUGAAUGUGCUAUUCCUCCUCGCCCGUUGUCAUUUACUCCAAAACAAUAGACCCGAAGCCCGGGCAGUGCUACUAGAAGCCACUGGCUUGGCGCGAUCUUACGGGUUCGGAGACAUAGCUGAGUUCUUUGAAACUUGUGUUAAUGUAUCAGUCGAAGGCGAGAUAGUCGCAACCACAGAUGCGUGUCUUGAGAAACGGCAGAAGGAUCUAGUUGACCUCAUGCAAGACGAUGAUCUAAAAUCAGCAGCGAGAUACCUUUUCAGACGAAUGUCCCUAAUUCCAGCUGCCAGACGCUUUUCAAUAAUGCCGGGCGCCCGAGCCGAAGAUGACGAUGUACCAGUAAGCCACGCACGUCGGCGACAAUCUAUCAUUCCUAAAACAUCGCAGCCAACUAGAAUUGCUUAUAAAUCCGUACAUCCUUUGGGCUUUGUAGAUUUUGACAGGUAA